AGCUCCCUUUGUGAUGCUUUUGAGACAUUAUGCGGAAAUAUAACAAGAACAAAAGUUAAAAGCGCAUGUCUUAGCGGAAGUUACCGAAGAACCAAAACAUGCACAGACUAAAAACUUCACAAAAGGAUAAAGUCAGGCACUUCAUUGCCUUCACACAGACGGGCGAAAAGACGGCAAUUCAAUGUUUGGGAAUCCAUGAUUGGAAACUUGAUGUCGCAAUUGACAACUACUUCCAGAAUCCGGAAAGAUACAACAAUGAACCAAGACAUGCUGUUGACAAAAGAAGACUGGAAUCUCUUUGGCAUAGAUAUAAAGACCCGCACGAGGAAAACAAGAUGACAGUGGACGGGGUGAUGAAAUUCCUCGAGGACCUGUCUCUCAACCCCGAGUCGAGGACUGUCUUGAUCCUGGCCUGGAAGUUCAAGGCCGCGACGCAGUGCGAAUUCACUAAAGAAGAGUUCGUGUCAGGGAUGAUAGAGCUAGGAUGUGAUACUAUUGACAAACUCAGGAAUCGAUGCACAGCCAUGGAGGCAGAGAUUAAGGAUGCACACAAAUUUAAAGACUUUUACCAGUUUACUUUCAAUUAUGCCAAAAACCCAGGUCAAAAGGGCUUAGACCUAGAUAUGGCUCUAGCGUACUGGAACAUUGUGUUGGCGGGCCGAUUCAAGUUUCUUGAUCUGUGGAUUUCAUUUUUACAAGAGCAUCAUAAACGCUCUAUACCAAAAGAUACGUGGAAUUUGCUUUUAGACUUUUGUAAUGUGAUUGACGAUGAUAUGACAAAUUAUGAUGAAGAAGGAGCUUGGCCUGUCCUGAUUGAUGAUUUUGUUGAAUACGCCAAACCUCUUGUUCAUGGACCGCGGAGUACGACAGUAUAACACAGAGUGAUGUUAUAUCUUGUUAUUGUUAUUGAUGAAACUAUGAACAUUAUGAAACACUGAAGAAGAAAACAGAAACACAAAGACGAAGCUAGUUGUUUUUUUAUAUAACACAUGUACAGAUGUCUCUCAGGUUGAACGUUGAGUUGAGAUUGAUCCACAUCCUGUCUAUAGGGGCGUCCUCAUUAUGUGCUUAGUCACACCGACUUGUCGCAUGCGAUCGAAUCAUACUGUGAGAACACCUAAAUUGGAAUGACUUUCAUCUUAUACGACAAGUCGUGUCGUGUCUGAUUAGAAUACGUCCUAUUUCUCACGACAAAUCGUAAGCUCUCGGCCAAUCAAAGCACAUUACAGUUCAACCGUUCAGUUUUGCCACCUCCGUGUUUUUUUUGGUUUGCUUAUAAACGUGUCAAAAUGUCUGGAUUUCAUGAGUCCAUAAAACCCACUAUUGUCCAGAUGUGGUCAAUAAUUGUUUUGUUACAUAAUACGAUCAGUAAAUUGUCUACAUUCAUGUUUUGUCUAUUUCAGUGAAAAUUUGUGUGCACUUACACCAGCCUCAGUGGUGUGGCUAAGCCAUAGGACAUAACGCUGGGAGGUACCGGGUUUGCAGCCCGGUACCGGAUCGCACCCAGAGCAAGUUUUAACGACUCAGUGGGUAGGUGUAAGGCCACUACACCCUCUUCUCUCACUAACCACUAACAAUUAAAAAGUAACCCACUGUCCUAGACAGACAGCCCAGAUAGCUGAGCUGUAUGCCCAGGACAGCAUGCACGGAAAUAAGUCGAAAUGAAAUGUGCACUUACAUUUUCUGCAAAAUAUUUUUAAACUGACGAACUUUGUUCUUAUGACGUGACGUCUUCACACACACAUGAUUUGAGUCCCUACGACAAAUCGCAUGCGACAAGUCGGUUCAACAAAUCGCGUAAUGAGAACUCCGCUUUGUUUAACAGCAUCGAGACAGUCAUAGUGGAUGAUAUAAUCAGACCUGUUGGUUUUUGAUACUCGCUCUUCUAGCCUUGAAAUUUUGUUCCUUUACUUAGCAAGGGAAGAUUGUGGUUUGUUUUUAAAACACACGUGUAUGUAAAGUAUAUUUUUUUAACUUAAUUUGCUGGUGUUCAUUCAGUGAGGUGUAUAACUAACCAUUAAAUAUAGAUGGUUGUGGCCGCAUUAGUAGACAACAAACAUUGCCACAUGUCUACCAAUGAUUGCACUGAAUUUGGCACCACUCGUGACACUAUGUAGUCUUUGUGUGUCAAAUUCAGGUUAAAUCUAUGUAGGCAUUGGUUAAAAAAGCAUACUUAUAAUUAAAUUUCAAAUUGUUAAUCUGUCAUUUGUAAUUUAAUUAUGACUGAUUUGUUUUGUUUUUUUCUUUUUAUUAAAUAUAAAACGAUUGUGCACAUCCCCCCUCCCCCCCCCCAAUCAGCAUUGUUACUGCAUGAUCUAUGAAGAAAGUUUUAAUAGUUACGAUUAUAGAAAAUUAAGAACAUUUUCGACUGAUUUUGACUGAUUAUUGAAUCAUGCUUGCAAAAUCAGUUUAAAUGUCUUUUCUAUGAACAAUGCUUUCUGCAUAUUAUCAUACUAUGUUACAGACUGACUCAAAUAUAUUUUCCCCUUCAUUUAUGUCUGUUGUAAGUAAUUAAUUGUUGAGAAAAUUUCAAAUCUGUAAAAAGAAAUCUGUAUCUGUUUGGAUACAGACUCAUAAACUUUGAAAUAAUUUGAGAAAUAUUUCGGUAAAAUACUUUCUGUUCUUUGCUUGAAAUACUACACUAUGCACAUCUGUGUGUGCAUUUAGAUGUCUCAUUGUUUACAGAAGGUGGCAGUCCUCCUACAGGCAGAGGGGGAACCAUAUACAUGUAUCUUGGUUAAAAACAGCUGUCCUCUGUAAACAAACUGACAGUGAGUCUAUCAUAACUUCUUUUGAAAUCAGUUUUGUGUCGAGAUAUGGUAUUGAAUAUGCUAAUGGAACAUGUGAAGUUGUUAUAAUUUCUAAUACACUUAGUUUUUAAGAAUGUUUUGGUUUGUUACUGGCAAGUAGAUGAGUAGAUUAACACAAAUUACUGUUAGUUUUCUCGGGGAAAAACAAACGUUGUUUUGAAGGUGAUAUACCUUUCGGAUUGUAACAGUAAUACUGCAAGCCUUGGUUUGUUACUGGCGAGUAGAUUAACACAAAUUACUGUUAGUUUUCACGGGGAAAAACAAACGUUGUUUUGAAGGUGAUAUACCUUUCGGAUUGUAACAGUAAUACUGCAAGCCUUGGUUUGUUACUGGCAAGUAGAUGAGUAGAUUAACACAAAUUACUGUUAGUUUUCUCGGGGAAAAACAAACGUUGUUUUGAAGGUGAUAUACCUUUCGGAUUGUAACAGUAAUACUGCAGGCCUUGGAUUGGGUCUAAAUGGUGGAGAUUUUACAUUACGGCAACGAAACAAUCAUCUCUUACUACAAGACAACAGCACCCAUUCAAAAUACUCAGUGAAGGGCUGUAUGUUUUCGUAAUACAACUUUCCUGAGUCACAUUCGAGUAUGAUGACCAGUUAGUAACAUGCAAAAUAAGACUCAGCUUGUUUGGUUAUGAGCUGUUGUAUUUUCAGGGCACUGGAACAUAUGACUAGGGCACUGGAACAUAUGGCUAGGGCACUGGAACAUAUGACUAGGGCACUGGAACAUAUGACUAGGGUACUGGAACAUAUGACUAGGGCAUUGCAACAUCUUACCACCAUUAACUUGCAGCCCUGAUACAAUUUUUGACCUGCAGCAAAGAUGGUAACAAUGGCUCAGAUCUUGAACUUCAUCACAGUCCAAUCACCAUUCUGAAAUCAUACAGAAAUUGAUUGUUAAAAUGAACAAGUGUUUGUAAAUUGAACUUAAAUCAUACAGAAAUUGAUUGUUAAAACGAACAAAUGCUUGGAAAUUGAACUUAAACCAUACAGAAAUUGAUUGUUAAAACAAACAAAUGCUUGGAAAUUGAACUUAAAUCAUACAGAAAUUGUUUGUUUAAAAAAAACAAAUAUUUGGAAAUUAAAGUUACAUUAUGCAGAAAUUGAUUAAUAAAACAAAUAUGGAGUUUUUUUUAAAUGAAAUUAAAUCAUAUAAUAAUAUAUCAAGGAUGAGAAAUUUAGCUUCAUUAAAAGUGUGACAAUUGUACAAUCAUGUAGUUGGUACAGCAGUUUAAGAGCUGAGUGUUGCGCAACACACUAACAUAUUCAGAGAUAGAAAUCUUCUUUUUUCCUUUUUUUUUAAAUAGAAUGUUUGGUAUUUAGGAGCACCCUAAAUCUGUUCCUAUCCUUAUUCUUUGAUAUAAAGCUUACAGUCACCCUUUAUGUAUCUAGACAGAAAUGUUUUCUGGAUUUUUUUUUUUUAAUCCAUUGUAAUUUCCAUUCUUGCUUAUUGAGCUUUAACGUACACCAACAGCCAAGUGAAUGAACACAGCAAGAGCAGCAGCUUGUUUUACUGGAAAGCUUGACAAAACAGAAAUAUUAAAAAAUAUAUAUAUA
Molecule: messenger RNA, 4366 nt
Organism: Gigantopelta aegis
Lineage: Eukaryota; Metazoa; Mollusca; Gastropoda; Neomphalida; Peltospiridae
Product: DCN1-like protein 1
Exons: 7
Coding region: 99-875 (258 amino acids)
Biological process (GO): positive regulation of ubiquitin-protein transferase activity; protein neddylation
Cellular component (GO): ubiquitin ligase complex
Molecular function (GO): ubiquitin conjugating enzyme binding; ubiquitin-like protein binding; cullin family protein binding
Source: RefSeq, a predicted model, not a curated record